CCGCGGGAUGAACUUCCUGUCAGAUCUCCAGAUGAUGACUUCUCCCAGCCUCCGGACACCAACAGUUUCUGUCCUUAACCACGGAGCACUUCACUGCACUGAACUGCACCCUCGGCCGCACCCAGCCGAACUGUCCUUUUCGUCUCUCUUUUUCCACGUCGCCCGUUUCCUCUCUCUCUCCUUCCGCGCCUCUAUUCAUUGCAAGCACAUUUUCUCAAUCAUAGACAUAAUACUAAUACUCUGUUUCUUAUUUCUCAAUCCAAACCAUUCCUUUCUAAUUACCCAACUCGGGUCCGCACACAAGCAAUUCUUUUAUACACUUCUAGCUAACUCAUUAAUUUUUAUGCUCUCGCCAGCUCGUUCAGUUUUAUGCCCUGCCAACUAUUUUUGAGCUAUUGCUUUUAUUUCACCGCUUCACGCCUCGGCGGCGUGAACGCCCUAACGUCCUGCUGGCACCAAUUAAUGACUGAUCACGUGACCGGAUUCCCGAGAAUUCCGGUCACAUCUCUUAAACAUUUACCCCAUUUAAAAAAUAAAAUGCUAACCUUUAAAAGCGAAAAUUAUAAUUUUCGCUUUCCUCAACCAUCUUCGUAAAGUGCGAAUCAGCAUUUUAUAUAAUAUCGCUUUCGUGAAAGAGAGCAGAAUUUGUCGAUUUAAAAUUAGCAUCUUUAGUUACUUCUAACGAGUUGAUGUAAACACAACCCAUAUAAAAAGGUUGAAUUGAAAACGCAUUAUUUUUUCACGAUCUGCACGGCGCGCUCGGCUUUUGAGUUUCCGCGCGGAUGGUAUGCGCUAAUUCUCGCAAUAUUCAUAUUGUUCUUUGCGCAAAACAGCGCAGUUUCUUUGCUCGCGAACGCUGAUCCCCUGUCACACACGAUUGUUUUGACUCCGCCGGAUUGCAGCAAAUAUUCCUCAUACACGAACUGCGUCACCACUUUUGCUGUCGGCUCUCGGCACGCGCGUAAACACACGAAAUCCGAGAAAUAGUCGCCACUCCGACUAACAGAUGUUUGUUGUGUCGCCUCGUCGGCGGAAAAGGUCCUGCAAAAUCUAGCGCAAUUUUGCUGAAUGGAUAUUCACCGCGAUCCACCAGCUGCAUUUCUCCAGGUGGAAAAUGUUCAUUAUAAAUUUGGAAAAUUAAAACGGCAGUAGGUAAAGGGAUGAUCUCUAGUGUCCGAGAUGGAAAAUAUAAAUAACGCUUGUAUUCUACAGCAGUGUCUAUGUGAAAAAUCUAUUAAUUUGUUAGCUUAGAGUAAGAUACCUAAAAUAAUUAUAUAUCAGCAUAUUUAAACACACGCAAAAGUCCAAGGAUAUUGAAUUGUCCUUAACGCGCACUAUGACACUUCAUCGUUGAUUCCCUCACACAGACUCCCUCAAGCUCUCCGGUACCCCUAUUUAUCAACUUUGCCCCGUACCGACGCCGCGCCUAACUUUUGCAAUUCGUUUCUUACACGUGUUCUUUUUUUCCCCACCCAAAAUUACAUGCGUAAGAUUUAAAUUUACAAACUUUACUCUGAUAUUUUUGAAAAUAUCUAAAUUUUAGUCGUGACCGUUUCCUAAAUUUCCAAAUAUUCACCUAGGCUUGAACUGAACUAUGUGAAACCUUUUUCCGUUUUUAACCCGUUUAAGGAAAUGACAAGAGCUUUAUUCAGGCUUGAUAAGAGCUGCAAAGGAAUAUCCCCCACAUCCAGAAUAAAAUUGAAAAUUACGGAUUUGAUUCUGGUGAGAUGCCGGACAACAUGAACAACGAGAGGCGAAUCUUUUUCUGUCGAGCAGAGAAGAUUGCGAGAUGCCGAUGAAAAAUUCAAUUUUCAAAGCGAUACAGUUAAAUACUGCAGCUUGGACGGAAUUUUUACAAGAGCUUAAAAGGAUAUAAUAGUUUUUAGUUUAAGCAUACAUCAUUUCUGAUAGGGUAAACCACUUUUGACGUAAUUCCAUCUGAUAUCUGAUAAGCUUGUUAUCUAACGCGUCCUUCACUAAGCAAAUCAAUCUCAUUUCGUGGCACGCAUUCUCAGCGUUUGCUUUGUGAAAUGCUUCUCACUGCGAAUGGCACUUCGGAACUCACUGAAGAUAUUGGUUCUGAUCAUAGGCGUGAUAAUUGUUGGUUAUUACUACUUGCGCGGCUCCUAUAAAAUCAACAAUUGGACUACAAGAGAACUAGAAAUUCGAGCGGUCAGUGUAAAGCCACCGCUGAAAUUAAAAUUCAACAUUGAGGACUUUUUAUCAAACGAACCUAAUGUGUCGAGCAAGUACCCUGGUGGUUUCCUGAGAAGCCCUGAAUGCCCUGCAGAGGAGCUGGAAAUUCUAAUUCUCGUCUUUUCGGCUCCUGGCAACUUUGAAAGACGACAAGCCAUUCGAGAAAACUGGGCUCAGGACCUUAACAACUCAAGCAGUCUGUUUUUUAUCCUCGGCGGCGUUGAAGUGAAAGAAAGGGAUCGAGAAAAAUUGGAAUUCGAACAAGAUGUGAUUUUGGCAAACUUCACCGACAGCUAUCGCAAUCUAACGCUGAAAACCGUGGCGCUUCUCAAUUGGGCCGGCCAAAACUGCGAAUUCAGCUUUUUACUCAAGUGCGACGAUGACAUGUACAUAAACUAUCCAAAGUUGAGACACAAAUUAUUCGAAGAAAACGCAGUGUUUGACAAUAAAACGAUAAUUGGCCGCUUGGCUGCGGGCUGGAGGCCGAACCGCAGCAAAAAAUCCAAAUACUACCUCUCAGAAACAGAAUUUCCUCCGCAAGUUUUGCCAGAUUUCAUGUCGGGACCGUCGUAUGUGAUUACCGCCGGUCUCGUCGAGCCGCUCUUAUCAGCUGUUUUGGAAGAGCACUGGCUCACCCUCGAGGAUGUGCUGGUCACAGGCAUAGUUGCGAAAUACAGACUUGGUGCCACAUUGGUGGGCUGGACCGCUUUUCAUAAUGAUCGUGUUGCACUCACGACUUGCAAUGCUAAGCAGCUAAUAUCCAUCCACGAUCUUAAACCUAGAGAGCAAAAGUUAGUCCUUGUUGCCAGGAACAAAGAAAUAAAAAGACGCUGCAAAAUCGUUCCGUGAAUUUCUUUCAAUUUUAGCAACUUAAAUUCUGGCAGGUGUAUUUUAUGCAUCAGCUGUUACAUCAAUGCAUAUUGUGCCUUUUUGAGUUUAAUAUUCUGAAUUGACCGUUAAUUUUGCCUGAACAGUAUAUUUAUUUGCUUCAAAUGGAAUGGAGAUUGGCCUGACUUCCAAAAUAUUAAAACUCGUGUCUUGGCUCUUUUUCUACAUUUAAUUUAAAAUGAGGGCCAUACCCCUAACAUCUUACCCCUGAAUUUUUGAAAUAUCCACAUUUCUUAAUUCUAUCCAGAGCUUUAAUUUUUAUCCGUUCAAAAGUGACAAAAAUCCUCAUUUUUCCGCACUCAACGAAGGAUUGUAUCAACCAAAAAGAGAAGCAAAUUAAGCAGAGAUUUCAAUUAGUUUUUCUUAAUUGAUGGAAUAAGAUUGCGGACCAGAGGGUUGUUUUGGAGGUGCCUUCGGUUGGUCUGCACUUCCCCAUCAUCUCUGUGCUCUCUUGAAUGCUAUAUUUAGUGAAUAAGACCAACAUUCCUAAAUAAUAAUAGUACUUCAGGUCUCUGAUAAAAUUAGAUGUUAUUGGUGUGAAAUUAACUGAAGGGCACUCUUCCUUAAAUUAAUUUGGCGCAGAUUAGAGCCAUAUUAUUUGUAUAGUUUUCUUCCUUUAUUUCGAUUGCAUUGUUGUUAAUCACAGUUUAACGCCAUUUCCACAAAUUGUAUGCUCACAUUGUGCUGUAAAAUAUGUACAUCAUUAAAUUAAAUUAAACGCAAUGUUAUGUUAUAAUAAUUUUAAUUUAA
This is a messenger RNA of Cloeon dipterum, 3834 nucleotides long. RefSeq names its product beta-1,3-galactosyltransferase 2-like. The transcript has 2 exons. NCBI's taxonomy places the organism in Eukaryota, Metazoa, Arthropoda, Insecta, Ephemeroptera, Baetidae. Gene Ontology annotation, cellular component: Golgi membrane. Gene Ontology annotation, molecular function: hexosyltransferase activity. The record is from RefSeq and is a predicted model, not a curated record. The coding region runs from base 2047 to 3045 and encodes 332 amino acids.